GUAAUCUUAAAAAUAUAAAUAUAGGUUGAUAUAUAAUGACAUCUUAUUGAACAAUUCAUAAAAUAUAUGUUGCAUCAAAGUUGCAGGAAACCCUAAAUUUAGGAUCAAAUUCGUUGCGAUAUGGCAGGAGGUGAUGAUGCGUCACGACUGGAGACGGGAGUGUGGUGGGACCUCAACACGUGUCCGGUUCCCGCUGGUGUUGACCCUCUUUGUGUCCGUCGGUGUAUAGAAACUGCGUUGGAGAAGAAGAUUGGUCGUGCUUCUGCAGUCAGCAUCUAUGCCAUGGGCAACCUAGAAUACAUCUGUAGUUACUUCUUGGAACAGAUCUCUUACUCUGAAAUCAUUCUUAUUCACGCCCCCUGCAGUGUGAUGGAAUUAUAUGGUUUUCUCGAAGAAUGGUCUACAUCCAUGAUCACAACCGAGGGUUCCAAGGGUUACACAAUGCUGAUAUCCGAUGAUUUUAGGAUUGCUGAUCCUUGUCUUUUUCAGCUUUUUCCUGGAUUCACUAAUUUUUGUGCAUAUCCAAAAGAUGGUCGGCCACUUCCCCUUGCCGAGCAAAGAGAUCCUAUAGUGUUGGCCAAUGAGUUUGUCUGGGAAACUUUAUUGUUUGAUAAUUAUGCCUACACAGGUGACAUGACCGUGAGAGAACCUCUCUACAUUUGCAACGUAUGCAAUACUUAUUACGAAAUAUUUGACGAAUUCUUCACUCAUCUCAAGAGUGAAGAACACAGAACGCAGUUGUUUGAUUGUGUGCCCCUCGACGACCACAAGAACCCUAAACAUUUUUGCCAAGUUUGCAAUUAUCUCGCCUUCGACAAUUAUAACUUGCUCCUCCAUACCAAAAGUGAAGAACAUAAUCGGAAGCUGCAGGCUCAAGAAGAGGAUUGCAAGAGCAGGAAGAGAAGUCCACAAUUGGAUCUCGUUGGCCAGAGAAACAAGAUGCAAUCUCUUGAACGAGGCAAACAGUGAACAUCUUGCCUAACGAAGAAGAAGAAGAACAAUAUAUAAGAAGAAGAAGCAAAAGUGCGUGUGGGGUCUUUGUGUUAAGUUUACUAAAUAAUACUUAUUUAUUAUUA
This is a messenger RNA of Brassica napus (rape), 1076 nucleotides long. RefSeq lists its product as uncharacterized. Bases 121 to 969 code for a protein of 282 amino acids. Gene Ontology annotation, biological process: regulation of gene expression. Gene Ontology annotation, cellular component: peroxisome. NCBI's taxonomy places the organism in Eukaryota, Viridiplantae, Streptophyta, Magnoliopsida, Brassicales, Brassicaceae. The record is from RefSeq and is a predicted model, not a curated record. The transcript has 5 exons.